AUGGAACGCAUGGCAGAUUGCAGUAAUCAGACAGCAGUGGCGUUCUCUCUCAAAGCCCGUAAGAAAAAUGUGUUCCUUUUCAAUCGGCUUUUUGGUCCAGAACUUAAGUUUGGGCCGCGUUCGACCAAGUUCGGCCAGAUGGGGUUCAUUGCCAACCAGGAAGGGGAACAAGCAGAAACCGUGACAACAAAAAACAACACCAACGGCAGUGCCACCAACAGCAAAACCUCCAGUGACAACACCACCGCCUCCACGCCCUCCACGCCCUCGGGUCCAGCAGAAGCAAAACGCGGAGUGAAACAACAACCACAAAAACAGCGACCGCCACGACGAACGCAGCACAUACGUCCGCAGCCUCCACCUCACGCAGCCUCCACGUCCCACGCAGCCCCCACGUCCUCCACGCCUCCACGUCCUCCACGUCCUCCUCUCCACGCAGCCCCCACGUCCUCCACGCAGCCUCCUCCACCACGCAGCACGUCCUCCACGCAGCCUCCACGUCCUCCACGUCCCUCCACGCCUCCACGUCCUCCACGCACGCCCUCCACGUCCUCCACGCAGCACUCCUCUCCUCCACGCAGCCUCUCCAUCCACACGUCCUCCACGCCCACGUCCUCCACGCUCCCCACGAGCACGUCACGCAGCCUCCAACUCCACGUCCUCCACGUCCUCCACGCAGCCUCCACGUCCUCCACGCAGCCUCCGCGGACCAGCAGAACCGCUUCCUCUCCCACAAUGCCUCGUGACAAGUGA
This is a messenger RNA of Penaeus vannamei (Pacific white shrimp), 753 nucleotides long. NCBI's taxonomy places the organism in Eukaryota, Metazoa, Arthropoda, Malacostraca, Decapoda, Penaeidae. The record is from RefSeq and is a predicted model, not a curated record.